Messenger RNA from Abrus precatorius (Indian licorice), 576 nucleotides. RefSeq names its product dirigent protein 22-like. The transcript has a single exon. NCBI's taxonomy places the organism in Eukaryota, Viridiplantae, Streptophyta, Magnoliopsida, Fabales, Fabaceae. The record is from RefSeq and is a predicted model, not a curated record. The coding region runs from base 1 to 576 and encodes 191 amino acids.
AUGUCCACCCAAUUCUCCAUGUUACUUUUCCUUCUCAUACCCUACUAUGCUCUCACCCCUACAACAGCAGAAGAAAAAACAGGUUACCUUGGUUCAAUAGACCGCAAGUUAUUGGGUUUAGAAAGCAAAGAAAAAAUUAGCCAUUUCAGGUUCUAUUGGCAUGAAAUUUUCAGUGGAAACAACCCCACUUCGGUUCCAGUGAUUCCACCACUCCCAAAAUACAACUCAACCACUUCCUUUGGUAUGUUAGAUGUCUUCGAUACCCUUUUGACAUUAGGACCCGAAUUGAACUCAACGGUGGCGGGAAGAGCUGAAGGGAUAUAUGCCGCUACGUCUCAAACGGAGUUAGAUCUUGUAGUGAUUAUGAACAUUGUGUUAACGGAAGGGAAGUACAAUGGUAGCACAAUCACGUUUGUGGGAAGGAACCCCAUUUUGCAAAAGGUGAGGGAAAUGCCCAUUAUUGGUGGCACUGGUCUUUUCAGAUUUGCUAGAGGGUAUAUUGAAUCUAGGACUCUCUCUACUGAUCCCCAAACAAGGGAUAAUACAAUUGAGUUUAACAUUUAUGUUUACUAUUAA